Messenger RNA from Plasmodium knowlesi strain H, 1341 nucleotides. RefSeq names its product protein TSSC1, putative. Gene Ontology annotation, biological process: protein ubiquitination. Lineage: Eukaryota; Apicomplexa; Aconoidasida; Haemosporida; Plasmodiidae. The record is from RefSeq and is a predicted model, not a curated record. The transcript has a single exon. The coding region runs from base 1 to 1341 and encodes 446 amino acids. Gene Ontology annotation, molecular function: protein binding.
AUGCAUUCUGGAAGAAUUUUCAAAAAUAGUUACUACUUACCUUUUAAGUCGAAAUGUUUGAGCAAUGUAAACAAUCAACUAGCCGAGCAGUCAUACCAUUUGCACUACUUUCUGUUAGGCACAAGCCACCCCUUUGCCGAAAAUGAAAUUCAUUUGAUUGAGUAUAAUGAUCAAUCCUGUACUGUCCGGAAUGUCGAGAUUUUUGACCACAAGGAGGAGGUCAAGCACUUGGUUUGUUUAGAUAUGUGUGGAAAGGGGGAUGCAAAGGGGAAAGACAUUCUUGUGUGCACCUCGGUGGUUGUUUCUGGCGAUGUUGGGAGAACUAGCCAGCUUCCUGUUAAUGCGGGUGGAUUGGAAUAUAGGUGUUUUCUCCAUCGGGGUAGUCUGAACAAUUUCGAUGAGGAAGAGUUCGCUGCAGGAGAGGAGACAGACCCAGGCAUGGAACAGAUGGACGAAGCGAACCAAGCAAACCAAGCAAACCAAGCAAACCAAGCGAGUCGUAAUUUGGAUGAUCCAGGGGGGGAGGAAAAUGGACCAGCAAAAAGUAUGACCAAUGAAUUGAUGAACGAUAAAGGGGCGAAGCAGAAGUCGAUGAGCAGGGGGAAAGGAAAAGCAGCGCUGGACAAACUGUGCGAACUGAAAACCGAUCAGCCAUAUGUUGGCAUCAAAAACAUAGCGGUGGAGGAGCAUGAAGGCGAGUUUCGUAGAAUUGCAGUUAUAGAUAAGUACCGUUAUGACAUAUUCGGCAGGAGCCAAAGCGACAUGGAUUUUGUUACCUCGAAAAACAUGAAUCAUGAAUUGAAUUACGGUAUCUUCGACCCACAUCACGAAAAUAUCUUAACCGUUAUUAGUGACACGAAUGUGUACGGAUACGACACGAAGAAUGACGUGGAAAUAUUUUCGACGUUUGCAAACCAUAAGGCUGAUUUAUCAUCCCUGGACUUCAAUCCAAACAUUCCAAAUGUCAUUGUAACUUCAUCAAAUGAUGGCUACGUAAAAUUUUGGGACCUUCGAUUUCUGACUGAUGCAUUUCUUACAGUUAAUAUUCAUUCGCACUGGGUCACCUCCAUCCACUUUAAUAAUUUUCACGAUGAGUUGCUGCUAAGCACUAGUUCAGACAACACGGUGAAGUUGCACAAAAUUGACUAUCCGGCCAAGUUAAAUUUGAAGAAAAAGGAUACGAACUAUCAGUUAUUAAAAACAUACUCGGAUCACGAGGAGUCUGUUUAUCAGGGCAGGUGGAGCAAAACGGACGCGUGGGUGUUUGCGUCUCUCUCGUACGAUGGCAAAUGUGUAGUGAAUAGUGUGCCCACCGAGGAGAAGUACAGGAUUCUACUCUAA